Molecule: messenger RNA, 1886 nt
Organism: Alternaria rosae
Lineage: Eukaryota; Fungi; Ascomycota; Dothideomycetes; Pleosporales; Pleosporaceae
Product: homogentisate 1,2-dioxygenase
Exons: 2
Coding region: 234-1658 (474 amino acids)
Biological process (GO): L-phenylalanine catabolic process
Cellular component (GO): cytoplasm
Molecular function (GO): homogentisate 1,2-dioxygenase activity
Source: RefSeq, a predicted model, not a curated record
GCUGCGACGCGACAAACGACGGAAUCUGAAGCCGCCCAUUACCGCACUGCGCGUCUUCGUGCCUGAGUGAUGGCCGAGCCACAGCUUGCCACGGCUACUGCGACUCUGCAUGCCCGCAACAUCCGCGAAGGGUAUUUACGCAUCUGGUGCCUUACGCGCGUGUUUGAUCAUUGUUCACUGUUCUCACAGACGCUCUUCUCUGGCUGAUUGAUCUUGUGUACACUAACGCCACGAUGCCGUCUACACAGUUUGCUUUCAAGGAGAAAUACCGAUACCAGAAUGGCUUCAACUCUUACCAUGAGACUGAAGCAGUAGAAGGCGCGCUUCCAAUUGGUGCAAACUCUCCUCAGAAACCCCCAUAUGGCCUCUACGCCGAGAAGCUGUCAGGCACCGCCUUCACGGCUCCGCGACACGAGAACCAGCAAACAUGGCUUUACCGCAUCCUGCCUUCAUGCGGACACAGCAACUUCGAGCCCCGCGAGUCCAAAACGUUCAACACGAACCCCGAGAACAAGCCGUGGGAGAAGAUACACUACAUCCCAAACCAGCUACGAUGGGAUCCCUUUGAUCUCGACGAGACGGUGGACUGGGUGCAUUCACUCCAUCUAGUGGCUGGUGCGGGUGAUCCUACAAUGAAGUCAGGAGUUGGAUACUUUAUCUAUGCCGCAGGAAAGGAUAUGGAAGCCAACGAGGCAUUCUACUCGGCUGAUGGCGACUUCUUGAUUGUGGCACAACACGGCGUGCUCGAUAUCCAGACGGAACUGGGUCGCCUCGUUGUGCGUCCGAAUGAGAUUUGCGUCAUACCGCGAGGUAUUCGGUACCGUGUCACAUUACCAGAAGGCCCGGUGCGAGGCUACAUCUUGGAGUUGUAUCAAGGCCAUUUCACGCUUCCCGAGUUGGGGCCCAUUGGCUCCAACUGCCUUGCAAACGCGCGAGACUUCCAGGCACCAGUAGCGGACUUCGACGAAGAUACCGAGACAGAGUGGAACAUCCUCGCCAAGUUUGCCGGACACCGCUACGCUGCGAAGCAGAGGCAUACACCGUUCGACGUGGUCGCAUGGCAUGGACUCUACUAUCCGUACAAGUACGAUCUUGGACGCUUCAACACCAUAGGCUCCAUUUCAUUCGACCAUCCAGACCCGUCCAUAUUUACCGUUCUCACUGCGCCAACAGACCGGCCAGGUACCGCGGUGGCUGACUUUGUCAUCUUCCCACCGCGAUGGUUAGUGGCUGAGAACACUUUCCGACCACCAUGGUACCACCGCAACACCAUGUCCGAGUUCAUGGGACUUAUCGGUGGUCAGUAUGAUGCGAAGACUGGUGGAGGCUUCCAGCCGGCUGGCGCUUCUCUGCACAAUGUCAUGUCCGGCCAUGGACCCGACGCUGCGACUCAUGAGAAGGCAUCUAAUGUCGACCUACAGCCCAACAAGGUCGGUGAGGGCAGCAUGGCGUUCAUGUUCGAGAGCUGCCUCAUGAUUGGCGUGACAGACUGGGGCCUCACAAAGUGCCAGAAGAUACAAGAAGGCUACAACGCGGAGAGCUGGGAGCCACUGAAGCCGCAUUUCAAGAGGCCUGGCCCUAAGAAGAUUGAUAAUGGUGUCUCGCCACUGGUGGCAGGAGCGGAAGGCGACAAAGGCCAAGUGCCUCACUAUACCUGAGCUCGCUGAUGUCGGGAUGUUGUACUUUUAGCGUUUGGCCCGAGUUGGCCACUUCGGUGAUAUUCGGUGCUUACGACCAGGCUUACUGCAUUGGUAUCAGUAGGAUGGCGCGUCGCGAGCGCUCAACAGGGUGUCGUUUCAAUGCCCCGCAGCGUGCGUUUGAACAAGAUAGAGUGAAGUUUGAGCAUACAUAUAAGCAUCAUGGAUCUACCGUGUCAACUACCAGCU